UCUGCGGCGGUGGCGGUCGCUGUCUCCUUGCCUCGGGGCCCGGGGCUGCAGGGGCCAGAGCGAGUGCGCCUCCUGCCCGCCGACCGCGGCUGCCCAGAGCAGGUUUCCUUACUGCAUAAACUCAACUGCUCUCACUGAGGUCAUCAUUAAGUCUUGUGUGUGUUUGGGCAGGCUGACUUGAUUUAUAGCCAGCACUCCACUGUGGAAACGGCUUACAAAAUAUACAGAUCUUGGUAGACAACGUGGCUGCAGGCUGUUGAAUUGGAAUUCCCUGUGGCUGUCUGAGGGCAGGGUGUCUGGAGAGCGGUCGGCUGACCUGUUCCUACACCUUGCAUCAUGCCAGCUUUGUCAACAGGAUCUGGGAGUGACACCGGUCUGUAUGAGCUGUUGGCUGCUCUGCCAGCCCAGCUGCAGCCACAUGUGGAUAGCCAGGAAGACCUGACCUUCCUCUGGGAUAUGUUUGGUGAAAAAAGCCUGCAUUCAUUGGUAAAGAUUCAUGAAAAACUACACUACUAUGAGAAGCAGAGUCCGGUGCCCAUUCUCCAUGGUGCGGCGGCCUUGGCCGAUGACCUGGCCGAAGAGCUUCAGAACAAGCCAUUAAACAGUGAGAUCAGAGAGCUGUUGAAACUACUGUCAAAACCCAGUGUGAAGGCUUUGCUCUCUGUACAUGAUACUGUGGCUCAGAAGAAUUACGACCCUGUGUUGCCUCCUAUGCCUGAAGAUAUCGAUGAUGAGGAAGACUCAGUAAAAAUAAUCCGUCUGGUCAAAAAUAGAGAACCGCUGGGAGCUACCAUUAAGAAGGAUGAGCACACUGGGGCAAUCACUGUGGCCAGAAUCAUGAGAGGAGGAGCUGCAGAUAGAAGUGGUCUUAUUCACGUUGGUGAUGAACUUAGGGAAGUGAACGGGAUACCAGUGGAGGAUAAAAGGCCUGAGGAAAUAAUACAGAUUUUGGCUCAGUCUCAGGGAGCAAUUACAUUUAAGAUUAUACCCGGCAUCAAAGAGGAGACACCAUCAAAAGAAGGCAAGAUGUUUAUCAAAGCCCUCUUUGACUAUAAUCCUAAUGAGGAUAAGGCAAUUCCAUGUAAGGAAGCUGGGCUUUCUUUCAAAAAGGGAGAUAUUCUUCAGAUUAUGAGCCAAGAUGAUGCAACUUGGUGGCAAGCGAAACAUGAAGGUGAUGCCAACCCCAGGGCAGGCUUGAUCCCCUCAAAGCAUUUCCAGGAAAGGAGACUGGCUCUGAGACGACCAGAAAUAUUGGUUCAGCCCCUGAAAGUUUCCAACAGGAAAUCAUAUGAGGAAACAAUUGAGUGUGAGGAAAUUAAAGAAGAUGCUGACUAUGCUGGUAACAACAGUGGAACCUAUAUAGCUGGUUUUAGAAGAAGUUUUCGUCUUAGUAGAAAAGAUAAGAAAACAAAUAAGUCCAUGUAUGAAUGCAAGAAGAGUGAUCAGUAUGACACAGCCGACGUGCCCACGUACGAAGAAGUGACACCGUAUCGGCGACAAACUAAUGAAAAAUACAGACUCGUCGUCUUGGUUGGUCCUGUGGGAGUAGGGCUGAAUGAACUGAAACGAAAGCUGCUGAUCAGUGACACCCAGCACUAUGGCGUGACAGUGCCCCAUACUACCAGAGCAAGAAGAAGCCAGGAGAGUGAUGGUGUUGAAUACAUUUUCAUUUCCAAGCAUUUGUUUGAGACAGAUGUACAAAAUAACAAGUUUAUUGAAUAUGGAGAAUAUAAAAACAACUACUAUGGCACAAGCAUAGACUCAGUUCGGUCUGUCCUUGCUAAAAACAAAGUUUGUUUGUUGGAUGUUCAGCCUCAUACAGUGAAGCAUUUAAGGACACUAGAAUUUAAGCCCUAUGUGAUAUUUAUAAAGCCUCCAUCAAUAGAGCGUUUGAGAGAAACAAGAAAAAAUGCAAAGAUUAUUUCAAGCAGAGAUGACCAAGGUGCUGCAAAGCCCUUCACAGAAGAAGAUUUUCAAGAAAUGAUUAAAUCUGCACAGAUAAUGGAAAGUCAAUAUGGUCAUCUUUUUGACAAAAUUAUAAUAAAUGAUGACCUCACCGUGGCAUUCAAUGAGCUCAAAACAACUUUUGACAAAUUAGAGACAGAGACCCAUUGGGUACCAGUGAGCUGGUUACAUUCGUAACUAAGAGAAAUUUCCAUAAUCGUCUUUUUUUAUAGAGUGCAUGAUGAAAUCAGUUACUGUUUUGGUAGGGGGUUUUUAAAUCUAUAUCACUGUCAUAGAUGUACAAUCUUGAUUCAAGCUGAAUGCUGGUUUUGUUUGUAUCGUUUUACAGCCUUAUUUCAAACACCAUGUGUGAGUAUAAGAUCAGAAAUCAAAAUGUGCACGGUACUGUAUUCUAAGCAAAACCUCAAACUUUCUGGUUGUCUUUAAUACAGCUCUAUCUCCAAGAUGAGGCUGAAAUUUUCAGAGAGACCUAGCUAGAGGCUUAGUGUGUAUUAGAAUUCAGCACUUCUGCUGGUCUCCGGUGUGGCUGCUGCCAUUAAGUUUGAAUGUUAGGCUGUUGAAGGUAUCAAUUCAGCAGCCAUGAGCAGCUUCAGACAGACAGAUCAGCUUUGCUCUUUCUGGGUGGAUCAUCACAGAUUUAGCCGGGCAGGCAGUAAGGCGUCCUCCUACUAUUCAAAAAGUAUAGACUUUUUCUUACAUAUUUGCGAUACGUUCACAGUGUGUGCAUUUUAAAAUAAUUCUUAAAGAAGUAACUGAAAUUUUACCUUGAGUGAAUGACCUUCAUAAUAUAGCUUGAGAAGUCCUUUUGAGUACCUGUCAGUGACUCAACAAACAUUUAAUAAGGAAAAGUAGACUUUAAACAGUUAUUGUAUAUGUAACUAAAAGCCUUUUCUUGUGGGAUUAAUAUUAGAAUGGUAGUCUUGUGGCAAGAAAUGAUUACAAAGGAAAUUUUUAUUUGUAAAUCCCCGGAAGACAAUUUAUGAAGUCACCCAAAAUGUUAUUUUAGCUAGUUUUGGAUUUUUCUAAUAAAUUAGAAGGAUUUCUAUUCUAAAACAUGUAAAACAUGUUUUACAUAUUACUGAUAUGAUUAAAGAUUAUUUUUCAUCUAUGUGCAAUAGAUCACCCCUCUCUUUAAAUUGCUCUGAGAUAUAUUUUAGAAAACUUUUCAUGUAAUGUUAUUUCUUUGUCAUCAAAAUGACUGUUAACACUGUCCAGACACCAUCCUAACCUUACCAUUGUUAAAGAAGUUUAAGAAAGACUUUUAUAUUGUAAAUAUUUAGAUGGGAUCUCUCACUUUUCUUUGAUACUACUGAUUCUCAGCAAGUGAAUUAUAUAGUUCAAAAUGCUAGAAAUGUCUAUAUGUUCUAUAAGAGAAAGCAUAUCCUGCCAUUCCUGCAUGCAGUGAAGCCCUGCCAGUCGAAAAUCAUUGCAUCUGUGACUUUCAAAGAGGAAAAAAAAAUGUUAUUUUUUGUUGAUUUGUAAAGAGAGUUUAAAUGUCAUGUGAAAAAAAUAGAAUGUAGUAAAAUUUUAUAUAUUUAUGAAAUAUUUGAAAGGCAUAUUUUUUUAAAUAUCAAAUGGGGCUAUUCAUAAAAUAAAUUGAUUGUAUGUCAAGAUGUCCUAAUUUAAAAGAGUAGUUUUAUAAAUCAUGGUCAACAUUCCAUGUAAAUAUUUGAGCUUUACACAGAUAGAUCCAAGUGCACGAUCUGUGCACUGCACAUUUAAUAGCAUUAUUCACUGGUUUUCCUUCAGACUUGUCAAGUUCAUAUUAGAAACAGAGACAAAAACCACUCCAAUGGCCUUGACAUAUAGUCACACCAAAAUAGAUAAUCAGACGAAGUAUUAUAUAACAACAUGAUCCAGACAGUGAGUUCUAAGUGUAUUAAUUAAAUAGCAGAAAUUUUGUUUUUAAAAAAUGAAAGAGGGUUGCCAAUCUGAAGUCUUAAGUAGAUUGUUUGGGUAGCGUAUUUCCUUCUUUGAACAUUGUCUAAAAUUUUCUAUAAAUCAAGACUUCUUGUACAAAGAAUAAUGGGAAAUAUGUAAUAAUUCAGGCAAUCACCUGAGUAAUUUAGGCAGUCCAAAUUCUUUACCCUGAAAUACCCACAUUUAAAAAAAAAAUUGCAGAUAAUUGCUUCAGUUAUUUACUUUGGGGACAGAGAUGUAGUGUAAAGUGGGAGAAACUGAGUCCUUUUAUGGUGGUGGUAAUAAGAUGUUAUAAAAAUAUAACAUUUUAAAAAAGAAAGGUCCAGACCUUUGUUUAUUUAAGGGCAGAGCUAGAACAAUAUUUUUUAAAUAAUGGGGGGAAAAAGAAGGCCCUUUGGCAAUUUUAGAAAUCAGGUAGUAUACUUUUUUUUUUUUUUUUUUUUUUGAGACAGGGUCUUGCUAUGUUGCUCAGGCUGGUCUUGAACUCCUGGGCUUAAGCAGUCCUCCUGCCUUGGCCUCCCAAAGUGCUGGGAUUACAGGUGUGAUCCACCGUGCCCAGCCUGUAGACAUAGUCUUAAAAAUGGUGUUUACAUGGCCAUCUUGAUGCUUAGAAAGAUACUUGAUUAAAAUUUAAUAAGGCAGGGCCAACUCUGAGAGUGCAUCGAUAACGGCAGCAGAAAGGCCCUGAAUUCUGAACUUUCUUCCCCCAGCCUCCUUCUCCAGCAAGGAGAAUAGCACUCCUCCCUUCAGAAACCAGCUCCCUAAGUUGGAGUCACUAUGUAAGAGAAGAGGAAUGUUCACUUUUUAAAAUUCAUGUAUUUAAAAUUCAAGACCAAAAAGGAAAUUCUGUACUCCUAUUAUUGACUAUAGUCAAUUAAACAUAAAAAGGUGAAAUAAAAAUCUGAUUUUUUGCCCUUAUUUUACUGACCAAUAUGGAAUUCUUGGUAUCUCUAAGGCUGACCUUCCUGGUAUUGUGUAAUGAUUGAAUGUAUCUAAACUGUAAUAAUUUGAAAUUGACAAACCUUCUCAGACUUAACAAAACUAUGUUCUUAAAAUCUUUCUAAAGAUACAGAUUUUUAUUAUUUAUUUUAUUUUGACUAGGAAGGAUUUAUAAAUAAAUGUAAUGAAAAAUCUUUGAUCUUAAUAAAGUACCUUCAAACAAUGUGUGUACUUACUUGAAAAUUGUUUUUGCACUUGGAUAUUCUAUUUUAUUAUACUACUGUUCUGAUCUAUUCCAUUAUAUUAUUUCCCAUGGUAGAACAAAUUCUAUUUUCUACUGUGAUAUGAAGUGAUGUAAUUGAACUUGCCAUGUCUAAAAUUAAAUUUCAUGUUUUUUUCAGUCAAA
Chlorocebus sabaeus (green monkey) is the source of this 5230-nucleotide messenger RNA. Lineage: Eukaryota; Metazoa; Chordata; Mammalia; Primates; Cercopithecidae. The record is from RefSeq and is a predicted model, not a curated record.